AUGAACAGGCUGGACACAAGGGAGGAGAACAUGCCGGUCUCUUCCUCUCCACACCAACCCCUUGUCCCYGCGGCAGGGCUGGAGAAGGACCCGCUGCCCCUGGGCCCGGACGCGCCGCUGCCGCCCGCCACCGCCGACCCCGCUGCCCGCCUGCUGCGGGGCCGGCCCUCCGCGCCCGUGCGGCCCUACAGCCUGUCCCUCUCCCCCGAGGACUACCGCUACUCCCCCAAGCCCAAGCACCUGCGGCCCGGGCGGCUCCGCAAGCUCCUGGGCCCCUCCUUCGACCCCUUCUGGAUGUCGCCGGAGGACCCGCGGGGCCGCAACGCCAGCGCCGAGCACCUGGAGGCCCUGAGCCGGGAGCUGGCGGAGGGCGCCGGGCGCUACCGGCGCAAGCUAUGGCGGGAGGCUGAGGGCCUGGAGCUGCCGGCCCUGCUGCCCCCGGGCGAGGGGCUGCCKGGCAACCUGAGCGGCACCGUGGCCCGGCGCCUCCGGCAGUGGCUGGUGGAGCGGGCUGCAUGCCGCCUCACCUCCGCCUGGGUGGACCUGGGGCCCGUCUUCUGGCCCCGCUGGGUGCGCCACACGGCCUGCGACGCCGGCCCCGCCGGCUGCUCGUGGCCCCCCGGCAUGACCUGCCGCCCGGCGCAGCUCACCCACGUCAAGCUGCUGGCCUGGCACUGCUGGGCCGGCCGGCCGCCGGCGCCCGGUGCCCAGCAGUGCGCCUGGCGGCACGUCCCCUACCCCGUCGUGGCCGCCUGCAAGUGCUCCUGCCGGUAA
Molecule: messenger RNA, 774 nt
Organism: Nothoprocta perdicaria
Lineage: Eukaryota; Metazoa; Chordata; Aves; Tinamiformes; Tinamidae
Product: noggin-like
Exons: 2
Coding region: 1-774 (257 amino acids)
Biological process (GO): negative regulation of BMP signaling pathway; negative regulation of cell differentiation; dorsal/ventral pattern formation
Source: RefSeq, a predicted model, not a curated record